Sphaerulina musiva SO2202 is the source of this 2268-nucleotide messenger RNA. RefSeq lists its product as uncharacterized. The coding region runs from base 902 to 1726 and encodes 274 amino acids. The transcript has 5 exons. Lineage: Eukaryota; Fungi; Ascomycota; Dothideomycetes; Mycosphaerellales; Mycosphaerellaceae. The record is from RefSeq and is a predicted model, not a curated record.
AUCUCGCUAGGCCUGCCACGCACACUGACUCUUUGCACGGCCUCGAUUGCCGGACAUGAAACCGCCACUCUACCGCCAUUGGCCACUGCUGCUGCGAGCCUCCCUCCAAGACCAACCAAGAAGCCGCGCCCGCUGAAGGCGCUCGUAUUAUGUGUCUCCAAGUGGACCUUUGGCCUUGAUAGCUCGCGUCCCGGAGAUCACCUCAAACGUGGAGAUUGUCGCACAAUCCAGUCUCAUCUUCCAAUUGUCCAUGCAGCUCUAGGGGUAGCGAGACGCCGUGCUGAUGACGAUGAUGAUGGUGACCCUGUCGCGUAACAUUCUCAAGUCCUACCUCCGUAAGGUGGACGCGGCAGCAAGAGACUGAGAGAGAGACAGACACAGUGAGAGAGAAGCGAGAGAGGCGGUUUCGCGGUGAAGGUGUGAUGAGCACAGCAUGCGCCGGCUCUGGGGACCAGUUCAUUGAGCGCCAUGCUCACUGGCUGGGACGAGUCCGGAGGAUUUGACUGCAUCAGCACGAUUCACCCGCCAAGCACGGUGUAAUAACGGCAGCCACUGGUGAUGAGGCACGCGAGUGGACCACGGCACCGCCGCUACCGGUCUAGCGCAUCUGUGCAUUGUCAACCUCAGCUUCCGAGUUGGGCCAGCAGGAUGGACAUCCAAUUUCAGAGAUUGACCGCAUCCCUGAAACACGGACACCACACGCGCUGUCAACAAUAAUGUCCGCCACUAGUCUCACUCCCACUUGUUGCCAUUAUAUACCCUCCGCUUGACGCUCUCAUCUUGUUUGCUCUCCAUCCACUUUCGUUCAGCACAAUCAAGCCUGCCAACUCGCAUACCUAGUAAUACCCAACUACCCACACUCUUUUUCCAAGAACAACCACCCCAAAAAACCAAAAUCAAAAUGCGUUCCUCCACCAUGAUCUUCGGCCUCGCUGGCACCGCCAUUGCCUCAUACGCUCCUCCAUCUCCUCCAUCGUAUGGCGCUCCUCCAGCUCCUCCAGCUUACGAGGCUCCUCCGGCUCCUCCAGCCUACGAGGCUCCUUCGUCCAGCUCGGUGCCACCGAUGCCAGUCGAGACCACCUCGACCGUCGUGAAGACCAGCACCACUCCUGAGGCUCCUGUCUACAAGCCAACCAGCUCGAGCGUUGUCCCCCCUCCAGUCUACCCAACUGCCAGCAGCAGCUCGUCCAUGGAGCACCCACCAGUGUACAUGAGCUCGACCACCCCUGCCGCUCCAGUCUACCCCACCACGACUGCACCAGUCCACCCAACCACUGUCCAGACCUACGAGACUGUGUUCACCACCUACUGCCCAGAGCCAACCACCUUCACCCACGAGGCCAGCACCUACAUCGUCACCAAGGCUACCACCCUCACCAUCCCAGCUGUCCACACCACCACUGUCCCAGUCUCCAGCUCCACCUGGGUCUCCAGCAGCUCCUCUGUGCCAUACAGCCCAGUUGAGCCAUCCAAGCCAGUGCCAUACAGCCCAGUGGAGCCAUCUGCCCCAGCCUACACCAGCCCAUCGAGCCCAGUGGAGCCAUCCAAGCCAGCUGUUCCAUACUACCCAUCCAACAACACCACCAUGCCGGCACCUACCUACCCUGCUGGCACUGGCGCCAUGCCAUCUGCCACCAAGCCAGCCACCUACACUGGUGCUGCCGUGGCUAACGUCGCUGGCGGUGCUUUCGCUGGUGUUGCCGCCCUCGUUGCCUUCUUCUUGUAAAUUUAGAAUCGUCUAGCACCAAUAGACCUUUUUGAAUUUUCGCACAAUGGAGAAACUUCGACAUUGUGAGCAACGGGAGUUCCAGAAAAGAUGUUGACACACUUGGGACACAUUUCUUGUACAGUUUUAGCAGUUCCCACAGGCUGCGGAGCAAGGUACACAGAGCGACGCGACACUAAAGAAGUUUUAUUACAAACAGCAGCACAAGGAAAGGGGGGGGGGAAAGAGCGAAAUAUUUCUUGCAUCGACGCCACGAUUGAAACGUAGAACACCCCGGCCGGGACACGCAGUUGCAUCUUUAUUGGACACACGUGUGUGUUUGGUUCUGCUUCAAUUUAUUUGGUUGGUUCUUUCAUAUAUACACUACUACUAUUCGCUCGAGGUGGUAUAGGGUAGCAGCGAGUGGGGCGAUGUAUUUGCGAGGACUUUGCAGUUUUUUUCCCAUCUCCUCUCUCGGAGGAGGGAAGGAAAAUCCUGCUAGGUUCCAGACAGACAUUGCUUCAAUUUUAAUGUAAUAGAUUUGGCAGCAGGUUAUGAUACCC